Messenger RNA from Ostreococcus tauri, 453 nucleotides. RefSeq names its product Ubiquitin supergroup. Gene Ontology annotation, biological process: protein ubiquitination; modification-dependent protein catabolic process; translation. Gene Ontology annotation, cellular component: ribosome; nucleus; cytoplasm. NCBI's taxonomy places the organism in Eukaryota, Viridiplantae, Chlorophyta, Mamiellophyceae, Mamiellales, Bathycoccaceae. The coding region runs from base 1 to 453 and encodes 150 amino acids. The transcript is spliced from 2 exons. The record is from RefSeq and is a predicted model, not a curated record. Gene Ontology annotation, molecular function: protein tag activity; ubiquitin protein ligase binding; structural constituent of ribosome.
AUGCAAAUUUUCGUUAAGACCCUGACGGGUAAGACCAUCACCUUGGAGGUGGAGUCCUCGGACACCAUCGACAACGUGAAGGCGAAGAUCCAAGAUAAGGAGGGGAUCCCGCCGGAUCAGCAACGUCUGAUCUUCGCGGGUAAGCAACUCGAGGACGGCCGCACGCUCGCCGACUACAACAUCCAAAAGGAGUCCACGCUCCACUUGGUGUUGCGCUUGCGCGGGGGUGGUAAGAAGCGUAAGAAGAAGACGUACACCAAGCCGAAGAAGGUCAAGCACGUGCACAAGAAGGUGAAGCUCGCCAUCUUGAAGCUCUACAAGGUUGACGACGCCGGCAAGGUCGAACGCCUCCGCAAGGAGUGCACGUCCGCGACGUGCGGCGCCGGUGUCUUCUUGGCCCACCACUUUGACCGCGUCUACUGCGGCAAGUGCGGCGCCACGCACAGGCUCUAA